Molecule: messenger RNA, 2619 nt
Organism: Fusarium vanettenii 77-13-4
Lineage: Eukaryota; Fungi; Ascomycota; Sordariomycetes; Hypocreales; Nectriaceae
Exons: 1
Coding region: 1-2619 (872 amino acids)
Biological process (GO): protein phosphorylation
Molecular function (GO): ATP binding; protein kinase activity
Source: RefSeq, a predicted model, not a curated record
AUGGAUGGAUCAAGGAGUGUAGAAGAGCUGACGAGACUCCUGCAAGAGGCGGAACAACGCGCCGAUGCAGCAGAGAAAGAACGACAGAAGGAGCGACAACGCGCCGAGGAGGCAGAGAAAGAACGACAGAAGGAGCGACAACGCGCCGAGGAGGCAGAGAGAGAACGACAGGAGGAGCGACAGCGCGCCGAGGAGGCAGAGAGAGAACGACAGGAGGAGCGACAGCGCGCCGAGGGGGCAGAGAAAGAACGACAGAAGGAACGACAGCGCGCCGAGGAGGCAGAGAGAGAACGACAGGAGGAGCGACAGCGCGCUGAAAGGGAACAGCAACGCGCCGAAGCGUCAGAGCAACAAACUCAGCCUACGACACUCGACGAAUACAUCGCUGCCUGCCAUUCCCUUGUAUUCUCCAGCUUCACCAUUGAACUGAACCCGAAAUUGACCUCGAAGGGUCCCAUCACCAAUCCGCGAAACAAAUGGUGUCCCACAAAUCUCCGACCAUGGCCCGACUUUCUUCAACAACAGAGGAUCACAUUCGGCACGCUCUACGACACCUUCCCUACCGAUAGUCGUGUUUUUGAGAACCGAUCCUUCCUCGCCGGCUUAGGAAACAGGAUCUCGAAGCGCAAGAUAGCAGACGAGAAGACGCUCGAGUACUUCCUGCACAACAGCGUCGAGGAUCCAGUCAAAACCGUCAUGGACCAGCUCAAAGAGGUGGAAGAGGUCAGAAGUGCAUUUCAUCUAGGAAACGGCAUCAUUUUCGAGAACCAUCCGCAUGCCAUCAGCGACAUGGCCGAGGAGGUCGUCGACCGCGACACUCCAUCGACACCACCUUCUACUCCGGACCACCGACUCGAUCUCAACCAGCUACGACCCGAUCAGAUCUGCAUCUACCGAUCCGACAACGCAGGCUCGACGAGACGUACGAUGAUCUACAUUUCCGAGUACAAGCCGCCUCACAAACUGACCGCGCCGCACCUUCGUCUCGGUCUACGCCCAAUGAAUAUUUACAAGGACGUGGUCAACCGGAAGACGAUACCGACGUCCGUGGACCCGGAUGCGCGUUUCCAGUAUCAUGCGGAGAGGCUGACUGCAGCCGCCAUCACGCAGACCUACCACUACAUGAUCGAGGGCGGACUCGAGUAUGGUCUAUUGACCACGGGCGAGGCGAUAGUGUUCCUCAAGAUCGACUGGCGGGAGCCUGAGACGCUUCUCUAUCACCUAGCAGAGCCGGAUGCCGAGGUGUCAGCCCAUCCUAACCAUUUUCACUUGUGCACGGCAGUGGGUCAGUAUCUGGCCUUUAGUCUCAUGGCUCUUGGUCCGCCGGGUGAACGACGGAUGCGUGGGCAAGAUGAGCGCCGCCAAGCUACUGAAAAAUUGAAGACGUGGAUGGAAGAUUUCGAGACGACGCUACGAUCGAUUCCGGAGGACGAACGACAUGCGCCGAAGAGUUCACCCGGUUACCAAGCGGAAGCUUACGAGGGUAUCGACCGAUCUCCUUACCUUCUCCGAGGAAAGAGACGGCGACGUGUGGGGGAUGAGCCCGUGAAGGAACAUGCACAAAGGGAUCCAGGAGAAUCAUCUGAUGACGAGUCAGCACGGGAUUUGCCAGACACGCCGAGCCCGACAGAGCGGCGGGCACGUCGAGGAGGGUCAGAAGGCCAGGGAGGUCAGGGAACUCGACGCAGUCAGCGAAUUCUGGCGCAACGGCCGCGGGGCGGAGGAGGAGGAGGAGGAAGAGGAGCAAGCAACGACAACGAACAAGACAGGCCGUACUGCACCCAAAAGUGCCUUUUAGGGCUCGUCAAGGGCGGUGUCCUCGACCCAAGAUGCCCGAACAUGUCACUUCACAGCAGGCAGCCCAAUAAUCACCGCAGCCACUGCCGUGGCCCGAGCCGCGCCUGUGCCCGUCAUCCAAUCGAUCACGCUGAAUUCCUUGAGCUUCUCUGGGAGCAGCUAAAACGGUCAUUAGACGACGGGAUCAUGCCGUUGGGGCACGGUGGUGCGCGCGGCGUACUGUUCAAAGUGACCUUGCUUGCGUAUGGCUAUACCUUCGUCAGCAAGGGCACGGUUCGGGCAUUUGCCAAAGACCUUGAGCAUGAGGCGGCGGUUUACGAACGUCUGCAGCCCAUCCAAGGUAGACAUGUGCCCGUGUUCCUCGGGGCCAUCGACCUCCGAUCGAUGAACAGGAUUUAUUACUAUGACCACCGAGUCUAUGUGAUACACAUGACCUUUCUAUCGUGGGGAGGAGAUGACCUUGAUCCGACAGGGAUUGUGGGUGGUGCGGAGGAACAGCUCGAAGGGAAGGCGAUGCGGUCGUUGCGCGCAAUGCAUCAACAGGGAGUAAUCCACAAGGAUGUACGAAGGGCAAACAUGCUGUUCAAUGCGGAGAUCAAUGGAGUCAUGAUGAUUGACUUUGAAAGAGCCUUGCUGCUGGAGCCACCUCGACGUCCGUUGGCUCAGUUGGUGCCGAACAAGCGAAGAUGGAAGCCAGAGACGAUGGAUCGCAGCAAGUCGGCGGAGAAAUCAAGCGAUCGAGGUCAAGUCAGCCAGGCAUUCUCCGAGGACAUUGGGAUGUUGAAAACAGUAUUCGGGGAGCGUAAUAUUCACAAGCCAUAA